Cotesia congregata is the source of this 2064-nucleotide messenger RNA. Lineage: Eukaryota; Metazoa; Arthropoda; Insecta; Hymenoptera; Braconidae. The record is from the annotation of a GenBank genome assembly.
AUGGCCGGUGAAAAACGUAAUCAGGAUCAAGAACAAGAUACCCAGCGCAAAGAGACAAUUGUGAUCGUUGACAUCGAGGGAACGACCACCAGUAUAAGCUUCGUGAAGGAAACUCUAUUCCCGUACGUUCGUGAGAAUCUCAAGGAUUAUGUGGAAAAAAAAUGGGACGAUGCAGAAUUUAAGGACGACAUUGCUAAGCUAAAAGAACAGGCUGAAAAAGAUGCUGCUGACAAAGUUGAGGGUUUGGUAUCUAUCACUGGUGAAACACCAGAAGAGACCAAAGAGUCAUUGAUGAAAAAUGUCUUGUGGCAAAUGGAUAGUGACCGUAAGAGUGGUGCUCUUAAACAACUUCAAGGUCACAUGUGGCGAGACGCUUACAAAUCUGGCGCUGUUAAGGGCCAUGUUUAUGAAGAUGUGCCAAAAGCACUUGAAGAUUGGACAAAAAAUGGUCGCAAAGUUUACGUUUACUCCAGCGGAAGCGUUGAGGCACAGAAAUUGUUAUUUGGACACUCAGAGCAUGGUGAUCUGCUCAAGCACUUCAGCGAUUACUUCGACACUGAAGUAGGACCUAAGCAAGAAGCUGCUAGCUACAAAAAUAUUCUAACUAAAAUUAAAUGUGACGAUGCAUCAAAGGUACUGUUUCUAACUGACAUUCCUAAAGAAGCUAAAGCUGCAGUUGAAGCUGGAAUGGCGUCAGUGGUAGUUACACGUGAGGGCAACGCAGCUCUUACUGCAGAGGAAAAGACAACUUACUCAACUGUAAAGUCAUUCUUAGAUUUGACCUUCCAGAGUUCUGCCAAGAGACAAAAAGUAGACAGCUCUGAGGCUGCUGAUGAGCCAAAAAAAACAGAGGAAACUCCUGUUAAGGCUGCUGAACCAGCUGAAGCAGCAGUUGAAGAUGUUGAGAUGAAGGAUGUCAGUGAGAAGAAGGUUGAAGCUAAGAGUGAUGCUGCUGAAGAAGAAAAGAGCAAACUUGUUGAAAAAGUAACUCCCGUAAAACCUACCGAAGCUCCUAAGGAAGCUAUGGAGUGUGAAACAACGACAGAUGCAGCUGUUGAACCUGAAAAGUCGUCGAAAGAAACUGAAAAAGUUGCUGAAGACGCAGUUGCUUGCCCGAAGAAGGUUGAAGAGAAACUCACCAAGGAAGCUAGUGACAAACCUUCGAAAGAAGUUGAUGAGAAAACUACGAAGGAAGCUGAACAAAAAGUCACGAAGGAAGCUGAGCAGGAUGCUGAAGAAACAGUUGCUAAAGCGUCAACCAGUGAAGCUGACAACAAACCAGAAUCAGAAGCUGUUAAAUCAGAUACCCCGGUUGAAGAAAAAGCUAAACAAACUGAACAAUCAAAAUCCGAACCAACGACUAACCUCACCUCAGAGAACAAGACUGAACAAGCUGAAAAAGUCGUCGAUGCACCUAUUGCUGAGACUAAAAUGGAGACUGACGUUGAAAACAAACCUGAGACUGCAGUAGUAAAAGAUAAACCCACAACAGAGCCACCUAAAACUGACGACUCUCCCAAAGUUGAAGAGAAACCCGAGGAAGUUAAAGAACCAGCUCCUGUCAGUAAGACUGAGACUAAGGAAGCUGAAGAAAAACCUGCUGUUGAAGAAGCUAAACAAAAUGGCGACUCAAAAUCUGAAAAGGUUGACUCGAUAACAACCAACGGUACUACGACAGAGGUUAAGACAAAUGGAAACUCUACAGAAACAACUGUCGCACCCGAGACGAAGGAACCUGAGAAAGCUGUUGUUGAUAAUGCUAAACUUGAGGCUGUUGAGCCCGAACCAGUUAAAUCUGAGCCUGUGAAAGAAGAAGAAAAGGCUAAAGAGGAAGUUGUAGAGAAGAAAUUGAAUGGCAGUACACCAACCACUGAAAAAACUGAGACGACGGAGACGGCACACAGGAAUGGCGUCAACGAAGAGGCUAAACAAAAUGGAGGUGACGAGAGUCCAGCAGACAAGGAGUCCAUCAAAGUCAAGAAAGUCGUCGACACCAUCGCAGCUGACGGAGCUGGUGAGCCUGAAGUUGUUCCACCAGUACCAGUAGUUGCUGCGACGUCUUAA